Molecule: messenger RNA, 434 nt
Organism: Acanthoscelides obtectus
Lineage: Eukaryota; Metazoa; Arthropoda; Insecta; Coleoptera; Chrysomelidae
Source: the annotation of a GenBank genome assembly
GUGAUCACCGCCCAGUUCAAUCAUAGUUUAUCGAGCAAUGAAAUGGAUUUAUUAGAACCUUUUUUAAAUAACAGUAACAGCCUACACGCACUGCUGAAAAGCUGGCCCUGGACUUAGGUGCAAAAUGGCAGCGAAAAAAAGAAAGUUAUCCGGAGAUUACGUUAAGUUUGGAUUUACCUUCAUAGAAAAAGAAGAGUUACAAUUGCCUCAGUAUGUGAUAUGUAUGAAAGUUUUAAGUAAUGAUAGCUUGAGACCCAAUCUCCUUGAAUGGCAUUUGAAGCAACAACAUCCUACUCUGUUUUUGAAGACAAUAGAGUUUUUUUCUUCUAAACCAGAAUCACUCAAGCGGAUGAGGCUGGAUAAAUCGGUUUGAAUGAAUAUCAAGGGUCCUUGCACUGUGCCUUUUGGGUCUCCAUGUUUAAGGUAUUUUGUUU